Messenger RNA from Salvelinus fontinalis (brook trout), 2076 nucleotides. RefSeq names its product splicing factor 3B subunit 4-like. NCBI's taxonomy places the organism in Eukaryota, Metazoa, Chordata, Actinopteri, Salmoniformes, Salmonidae. The record is from RefSeq and is a predicted model, not a curated record. The transcript is spliced from 6 exons. Bases 64 to 1272 code for a protein of 402 amino acids. Gene Ontology annotation, molecular function: RNA binding. Gene Ontology annotation, cellular component: nucleolus; U12-type spliceosomal complex. Gene Ontology annotation, biological process: positive regulation of mRNA splicing, via spliceosome.
AUAUGUUUCUUGCCCAACAGAUAAACAACUUCCGCAUAACGCUGCCCUCACGCCGGAUUUAACAUGGCGGCGGGACCGAUUUCGGAGCGUAACCAAGAUGCCACUGUGUAUGUGGGUGGUCUGGAUGAGAAAGUGGCUGAGCCAUUGCUGUGGGAGCUCUUCCUACAGGCUGGGCCUGUGGUCAACACACACAUGCCCAAAGACCGAGUCACUGGACAACACCAAGGCUAUGGCUUUGUUGAGUUCCUCAGUGAAGAGGAUGCGGACUACGCCAUCAAGAUUAUGAACAUGAUUAAACUAUACGGCAAGCCCAUCCGUGUCAACAAGGCCUCAGCGCACAACAAGAACCUGGAUGUUGGCGCCAACAUCUUCAUCGGUAACCUGGACCCGGAGAUUGACGAGAAACUCCUCUACGACACGUUCAGCGCCUUUGGGGUCAUACUCCAGACGCCCAAGAUCAUGCGCGACCCGGACACUGGCAACUCCAAGGGCUACGCCUUCAUCAACUAUGCCAGUUUCGAUGCCUCUGACGCGGCCAUCGAGGCCAUGAAUGGCCAGUACCUGUGCAACCGACCAAUUACGGUGUCAUAUGCCUUCAAGAAGGACUCCAAGGGUGAGCGGCACGGCUCGGCUGCUGAACGCCUCCUAGCUGCUCAGAACCCGCUUUCGCAGGCUGACCGGCCGCAUCAGCUAUUCGCAGAUGCACCGCCUCCCCCCUCUGCCUCGACGCCUGUCCUCACCACCCUGGGACCUGGGAUGUCCAUGCCUGGCAUGCCCCCUCCUGGUGCCUUCCCUCCUGUGCCACCCCCUGGAUCCAUGCCUCCUGGCAUGCCCCCCGGCAUGCCCAUGCCCCCGGCCCCAGGGACACCAGGACCCCAGGGAGGGGGCUCAGGCCCCCCACCCGGCCCGCCACCCUUCCACCAGGGCAUGCACCCGGGAAUGUCCCAGAUGUCUAUGCACCCUCAUGGCCAUCCCCCAGGUAUGGUGCCUCCACCGGGCCCCCCAGGAUCCAACCAGCACCGGGCGCCUCCACCCCCCGGCAUGCCCCCUCAUCCACACAUGGGCAUGCCACCGAGAGGGCCCUAUGGGCAUCCCAUGGGUCACCCCAUGCAUCCAGGCAUGAGAGGACCCCCUCCCCCCAUGCCCCCACCAGGCUACGGUGGGGGUCCCCCUCGUCCGCCUCCGUUUGGCUUCCAGAGGGGGCCUCCAAUGCCACCGAGGCCCCCCGGCGGCCCACCUCGAGGCCCCAUGAGAGGACCAAUGCCCCCAUAGACUACGGAGGACCACAGCAAGGCGCAUGACCAUGCUUUCAUUUAGCUUUCUUUUUCUUUAUUUCAAAGUACAAUUUGGAGACGUGGUGUAGCUCCAUUAUUUUUUUUCUUAAUACAUUUUUAAAACAUUUUCUUCACUGUACAGAUCCUGAACAAAGGUUCGGAAUAAAGGUUUUUAAUACAACAAAUUGGGUCUUUCAAUUGAUGUCGAGUGAUUUCAGUUUUCUUCGAUGAGAUUUAAUUCAGAACAUGCAUCAUGUCAAUUAACUUGUGCUUUCCUAGUACAAACAUAAGACACAGCAUGUAGUUGAUCUCCUGAAUAGGUUAGAAACUCCAAAUGUGAUCAAAAGGCCAGUUGUUUGAGACCAUUGGUAGCCAGCAGAGAAGGUGAGGCAUGUCCAUAAUGACAAGAUGAAUGAGAAGGUUAUGUUUUGACCAGACAAAGCACAAGUCAGUUGACAGGUUCCAGACCAAAUAUAAAAUAAAACGUAUUUGCCUAUAUAAACCUUAAGUCUUUUUUAUAAACCCCCAAAUACAAUGUUGCUAUAGGCAGUGCUUUGAGUAGGUUACAAAUAUUUAUAUAUGCUUCCAAACUAGAAAAAAAACAUUCAUAUCUGUGCUGCCUCCAUGUUGAAUGUGGUUCUCACUCAGUCUGUUGCCAUGGUUAUUGCAGAUACCACUUGUCUGAUGUUGUGGAGGAGGAUGUAUAGGGCUGCAUAAUCCUACUCUGAUAUUUUAAGCAAUUUUUGAUCAUUUAAAUGAAGGAUAUUGAUUCUUGAAGAUUAAAAUUGGUUGAUACCACCAA